Molecule: messenger RNA, 2907 nt
Organism: Contarinia nasturtii (swede midge)
Lineage: Eukaryota; Metazoa; Arthropoda; Insecta; Diptera; Cecidomyiidae
Exons: 5
Coding region: 602-2461 (619 amino acids)
Source: RefSeq, a predicted model, not a curated record
UUUCUUAAUUUGCUUGUGUCAGCAAAAUUCAAAUUUCAACCGAAAAUCACACAUCUCUCUUUGUUUAUAAUUUGACAUUUCUCGCCGACGUUCAUUUUGCUUGUUACUUCAAAUGUGUACGGUGCAUUGUGUUGAUUAGUUUCAAUCGUAACAUUUCAGAAGGAGUUGUUUUGUAAAUCAGAACACAAUAUAUUCUGAUGGUGAAAUGAAAGUGACUAAAUAAAUCGUUUUCUUCGACAACACAAAUAAAAUCUCAUUUUCAUAUCAAAACGUUUGAAAAACAGUUUCUGUUCAUUUUCAAGAUUGUGCUUCAAACCAAGAGUGCUGUUAUGCUAUUUUACAAAUAAUAUUUUCAUACGGUGAUUUACAUUUCGAUUUUGAUCAUCGGCCAUUUUUAAUAAACGUUUACUUUUGUCGAUUCAACAAUAAUUCCCUAUAAAUUCGGGUGUAUUUUUGAGGUGAUUCCACAGUUUAGUAAAGAAUUUCACAGCACCUUGUGUUCCAAUUGUCGACCAUUGCAUCGUGAAUACAACAUUUUCGAACGCGCUUUUUGUCAUUUUGCAGUGAAUGUGACAGUGUUGUUGAUUUAAUUUUCAUUAAAAUGAAGAGGAGACGUGCAAAAAUAAAUUCAGCCUUUAAGAAAAAUACGGCAAAAUUGAACGACAAUGAAGAGUUGCGAUCGAUAAAACUGUCAGCGCCUUCGGUAUUCAAGUCUGAAUAUUCGGAAGCGCUAACAGAGCAUUUUUUCCAUAAAUGCUACAAUGGUACAGUAAUAUGCUACCUAGGUUCGACAUUGUUUUUAUAUGUUGUCAACCUUGCAGCAGAUAACGAUGAUCGGCAAUAUUUCAUUGACAGUGAUGGAAAAAAUGUUAUACGUGAGUGUUUCGCCGCCGUAUCACGAGAAAAUUUGGAAAAUCCAAAACAACCGAAAAUACCACGUGGAUUCCUUGAAAUGAUUGCCGAUGAUCAAUUUGAAUGGCCAAGUAGGUACCAAAUGGGCAACGCAUUUGAAUACUUGAAUCAACAAUAUUUGUCAAAUGUUACGACAAAUUUGACAACGCAUUUAGAUAAUAUAUUGGAGAGCUUCUUGCAAAUGAUUCGCUAUCAAUUGAACGAAGACCCUAAUCGGCUCAUAAAAUUUGAUGGCAUUGACAUAAGAAAUGCAAAGAACAAUCUUAUGUUCAAUCAAGAUUGUACCGGAGGCGAUCAACACCGAACGAACAAAAUGAAUGAGUUGUAUGAACAAGUCGCCGUACGCUGUUUACCAUCAUUUCGCGAACGUUUGUCAAUGAUUGAAUACAUCGAGAAAAAGUGGUUUGAAUCGUUGUGGUUUUUCAUCUUCAUUCAACGUGAAAUAAGUAUAUUUUUGGAAGAGCAUCACGAUCUUGUGCAAUUAUGGCUACGACACCAACGCCAUCCGCUUUUUUAUUGCAAACCAUCCAAGCCAUUGCCACCAAAAAUAAGAAAUUUCACCGUCAUACCGAUAUGUGACUCGAAGUUGAAACACAUUAAAUUCGAUCAAGAUGAUUUGAUGAGCCUGCUGGCCCAAUGGAAAGUUGUGCCGAAGAUAUUUAACAAUGAUCAUGGAGGGCAUAAUAUGUAUAGCCGUAACUAUUACAAGGAGAACGAAGAUGAAGCAUGGGCCAUUUUGUUCAACAUGGACAAAAUCAACGAGAUCAAGAAACCGAACCAACAGUUUCAUCAUAUGAUAGUCUGCGAUAGCGUUUCCGCGUCGGUAUUGUACAGAACACCAAAGCCUGAGAUCGAGAAUACGGAGCUGCAUCGACAAAGAAUCAAGCAAAAACUCGAGAACAAUGAGUAUAAAUACAUCGUCGCAAUUGAUCCCGGUAUGAAAACAUACUUAGCCGGAAUUCGUCGGAAUAUUGAACAUCGCACUGAGGAAAAUUUCAAGAUAUCUUCGAAGUCAUAUCAUUGGGGUGCCGGACAAAAAGUCAGAGACAAAAUGGGAAAGCGUAUGACUGCCAGAUUCACACAACGAGAGCAAUUGGACCGUGAAAGCUAUCCAUCGAUACCAUCACCGCGAGGAAUCCGAUGGAGAAAUUACGUCAGGCAUCGAUUAACCAUGGUGAAAAAUGCAGUGGCUGCAUAUGCUCGGCGACGUUAUGCACGGCUUUCGUUUGACAAAUACAUCGGGUCACAAGGUGAGAAAGAUUGGCUGGCGAAAGUAAUAACAAAGAAUGAGCCAUCGCUUAUAAACAUCGGAGCAGUGGAUAUGGCACCCAAUUCACCAAUUGGCAUAAAAAAGGGAAAACGAUGCCCAGGUACACGGCAUCUUCAAUGCAGCGUUAAAAAACUUGGCCAUUCAGAUGUACACAAAGUGAAUGAAGAUUUCACAUCUCAACACUGUGCGAAUUGCCAGAAACACCGAUUCAAACACAAAAAUAUCGAUUCAAAGUGUGCCGUAACUGUACUCGCGAUGCACCAAUACCACAAGAAAUAGAACCGUAUAUCUCACUACCACGGCUAAUUGUGACGAAGAAGAGUCAACGACGCAAAAAUAAAGAUAGCUGCGUGAAGAAAUUGAUCACAAGAGGCAUCAUGGAUCCAGCAAAUCAACCAGCAGAAUUUCAACCAGGGCGAUUAGAGUCAAAGAAAAUGUACUUUCUGAAAAACUGGCUACUAAACCCUGUGAAUGCAAUUCAAAUGGGAGGCGACGCUGAUAAAUAUCCGGAACAACAACAACAACAGCAACAUCAAAAACGAUUUUGCACCGUUUGGCAUCGAGACAUUGUUGCGGCUAGAUGCAUCAUGUACAAAGGUCUUUGUUACAUAUUCAAUUUGGAAAUGCACAACUCGUAUGUCAGAGCACCAGCACCUCCAAGACCACCAUUGCGUAGAGGACAACCAGCACGCAGAAGAGCCAAUGCAAACGUUGUUCCAGAUCAA